Messenger RNA from Pseudomassariella vexata, 1587 nucleotides. RefSeq lists its product as uncharacterized. The transcript has a single exon. The record is from RefSeq and is a predicted model, not a curated record. The annotation marks the transcript as partial. NCBI's taxonomy places the organism in Eukaryota, Fungi, Ascomycota, Sordariomycetes, Amphisphaeriales, Pseudomassariaceae.
CGACAACUCAAUCUUCAUGUGACCCAAUAUUGAAAUUGCGAGCUCGCUGCUGAGCCAGCAAUGGCAGAAAGCUAUCGCCCCUUGCUGAGUUCUCUCAUCGAUAUCAACAUCUUCUCAUUACUCCGAGAACCGACGACAUCAACCCAAUUCUCCUUCUGAUCUACGAAGGGUUACCAACAGCCCUGUACUCGAUAGGUGGCUGCUGGCGACCCUCAUGAUUCUGAGUGAUUGACAGCGAUUGAGUUUCACGUCACUUGCGAGCUGCAUACCGGACGGACCGUUGGACGCCGCAUCGCAACACACCCACAUGCGAGUCAUCGUACCGGAGCCCGCGUCUCGCUCAUCCAAUGAUGGAUUCGUACAUGAACACACCAAGUCCGUCCCCGCCGUCGGGAGGCCGGGCGCCUCAUCAACGACACAAGCCGCAGCAGACCUCGCUGGGCUCGCUCUACGAUGCCCUGGCCGACAUGGACGAGACGCAGCUAGACUACCUCAUUCAGGAAAUGAACCACACCGCCCCGCAGAACUUCGCCGUCUCCCAGGCUGUCUCGGCCUUCGAGGCCGAAAAUCCCACUCAUUCCCUCAAGGAGGCUAGGAAGAGCAUGCUGCCCCCCACUAUGGAGCGACAGCCAUCCAGCAAGUCGCUACGCGGCAAGCUGAGGGUGCAGACCAUGUUCAGGAAGUCAUCGCUGAGGCAUUCACAACAGCCGCAACCGCAACCGCAGCGGAUGUCAAGUCAGGCCAACAGCACCAAAUCCGAGAGUGACCAUGAUGGCCACAGCGCCAGCACGGUUCAGACCCCGCCCAGUGGACCCAAAAGGACCCCCACGUACAGGCGGAUCGAGCGGCCGGACUUCAAACUCCCGCCGGGCAUCACCAUCGGGGACCUGCUCCUUCUCCUGCAAGCGGAGUUCAUGAUAAGUGCUUCAAACUCACAGCACCUCUCUCCCUCGCCGUCGUCACGGCCGGAGUUUUCACUUUCGCCUUCGCCCGUGACGCCGAGCUCGCCUGGCCGGAUACGCAGACAUCGCUCGAAAUUGGACUUGGCGCUGGAGGCGGAGCGCUCAGCGUCAGGUGCGGAGGAAAUUGCGCUGGGGAUGUUGGAACCGAGGCCGUUGACGCCGGCUUGCAGGGCGUCGAGUAGUGCGAGGGAUAGCCCGGUUACGUCGAUGCUGGAUAUGGGGAUUUUGAGCGACAUGCCGCCGCCGGCGCCUUCGAUGCUGAUGGAGGGGAUUUUUGAGGUUUUGGAUAAUAAGUAGGGGAAGUGUAGAUGCACAAGGGGACAUUUGGAUGGCUCGAGAUGUAGAGAACAGGAUUUGUCUAUCGGCUUGGAGGAAUGGAUUUAAUUGCAUAUAGCGAACACUCUUUGUAUAUACUUGGUUGGGUCAGUAAGCGUGAGGCGGAUUUUGGUCUUAUUACCCUUUGAUGCGGUCAGCAGUGCAAAAAAAUGGGCAAUACAUGUCCUAUAUCCGUUCCAUGGGACUAAUGCAAGCAUUAGACGUGAGGAAGGCUGGAUGAAAAUCCCCCAAGUUUCCUCGACAAAUCAUUCAAGGUCAUCUUCGCUGUCCCAGAAUAGACUAAUUGAGC